Ogataea angusta is the source of this 1311-nucleotide messenger RNA. RefSeq lists its product as uncharacterized. Gene Ontology annotation, biological process: biosynthetic process; L-aspartate catabolic process. The transcript has a single exon. Gene Ontology annotation, molecular function: L-aspartate:2-oxoglutarate transaminase activity; pyridoxal phosphate binding. The coding region runs from base 1 to 1311 and encodes 436 amino acids. Gene Ontology annotation, cellular component: mitochondrion. The record is from RefSeq and is a predicted model, not a curated record. Lineage: Eukaryota; Fungi; Ascomycota; Pichiomycetes; Pichiales; Pichiaceae.
AUGUUGAGAGUUACAAGUUCGAGAGCCACUGGAGGACUGCAAUUCUCGAAAGUUGCCUUCGUUGUCGCCAAGAGACAGGAGUCUGCCUGGGCCUCAGUCCAGGCUGCUCCAGCCGAUAAAAUUCUUGGCCUAACUGUGCUGUACAACAACGACUCCAACCCUUCCAAAAUCAACCUGGGUGUUGGGGCCUAUAGAGACAAUGAUGGAAAACCGUGGAUUCUGCCUUCUGUGAAGGCUGCAGAACAAGUUUUGGCCAAGACCGAAACCAACAAGGAGUACGUUCCGAUUGUCGGAUCGCCAAAAUUCAACGAGCUUAUCAAAAAAAUGCUCUACACGCACGACGAGGCCGGCAGAAAGCUUCUCGAGGACGGCCGUGUUCUCACUGCCCAAGGCAUCUCCGGUACCGGUUCUCUUAGAGUUCUGGGAGAGUUUGUGAGAACGUUCUACCCAAGGUCGAACAAGGUGCUUGUUCCAAACCCAACCUGGGCCAACCACGUCGCCAUUCUUGAAAAGGCUGGCCUGACCACCGGCAAGUACAGCUACUACGACUACAAAACCAACGCACUGGACGAAGCUGGAUUGUUGAACGAUCUGGCUUCUGCAGAGCCGGGCACCGUGGUUCUCCUGCACGCAUGCUGCCACAACCCUACUGGUGUCGACCCGGAGUUGGAGCAGUGGGAUAAGAUCCUGGACGUUCUUUCUCAGAAGCAGCUUUUGCCAAUUCUGGACAUGGCCUACCAGGGAUUCAGAUCUGGCUCUCCAAUUGACGACUUGGCUAUUCUGUUCAAGUUCAACAAGGCCGUCGUUGACGGAAAGCUCUCUAACUUCCUUCUUUCGCAAUCGUUUGCCAAGAACAUGGGUCUCUACGGCGAGAGAGUCGGCUCGCUGUCUCUCAUCACUGCUGGUCCCGAAGAAACCGCUAGAGUGAAAUCACAGUUGGAGAAAGUCAUCAGACCGCUCUAUUCGUCUCCUCCAUCUCACGGCUCGAAGCUGGUCGAGAUCAUCCUUUCUGACGACGCUAUCUACCAACAAUGGCUCAAGGACGUGAGGGUGAUGUCUGACAGACUCGUUGAGAUGAGAAAACUGCUGCAUGACAAACUGAAAAACACUUACAAGAACCCAUUGAACUGGGAUCACUUGUUGAACCAAAAAGGUAUGUUCUGCUACACUGGCUUGAAGGAGGACCAGGUGAAGAGACUGAUUGAAAAGUCUGUUUAUCUGACUUCGGACGGAAGAAUCUCGAUUGCCGGUAUCUACCCUGCGAACGUCGACAACUUGGCCAAGGCCAUUCACGAGGUCACCACCAACUAA